UUGCCUCUGCAAACACGCAGCUGUCCUGUGCACUUAUCGCCCCUGUAUUCACUGAACGGCGACAUUUCUGUUCCUGCUUGCAACAAGCAAGUUCGGUGGUAGUAGAGCUGCUGGGCGUUCAAGGUGUCAAAUUGUAGCGGAAUGUUUGCAACAGAUUAAAAGAGUUGUGUUGGAGGCACGCGCGCGGGUAGCGGGGAAAACACCUUGCGCUUUCGAGUCGACAUCUGGGAAGUGAAAUUUUAAGAGUAGUUUCAGGAAAUUACAAAACAAAAUUAAAACAGGGGCUUGCUGGUGGAAUUGGGAGCGGGGAUGGAGUGGCGUCAGCAGUCUGCAGUCAGCUGUGAGCUUGCGUUCGAGGAGGCACAAAGAUGGCUUGAGGAAGUUACCAACAAGCGUUUUGGAAGCAAAACCUUUCGAGUGGCCUUAGAGGAUGGAGUCCUUCUGUGCGAUCUGAUCAACAAACUGAAGCCAGGCAUCAUCAAACGACUUAACAGGCUGUCCACCCCAAUUGCAGGCUUGGAUAACGUGAAUGUGUUUCUCAAGGCUUGUGAGAAACUAGGGCUCAAUGAAGCACAGCUCUUCCAUCCUGGAGACCUGCAAGAUGUGUCCACACGUGUGACUGUCAGACGUGAAGAGACGUGCAGGAGACUGAAAAACGUUUUGAUCACUAUAUACUGGUUGGGGAGGAAGGCCCAGUCUGAUCCGUUUUACACUGGACCACAGUUGAACCUAAAAGCUUUUGAAGGUUUGCUGGGCAUAGCAUUAUCUAAGGCUCUGGUGGAGUCUGUGCAGUCCAAGUCGAGUGUGAGGGACAGUGGGUACGUGGAGGGUUGGUUUUCUGACCGGGAGGAUCUGUUAAGUUUGAAGCAAUCAGGCUACAGGAGGGAGGACUCAGUCGAGAGCCUGGACUCAGUGGAGUUUCGCCCACUCCGUGUGGCUUCAGACGGCACCAUCAGAGCCGGCAGUGAAGGUUGCUUUAGUGACGCAGAAGCUGAACAUUGCUUCAGGAUGGCGGAAGGCAGUAAAAAUGAUGCCCCCAUCAGAGGAAGGGUGCAUGUCCCAUCUGCCCUGAGGAAAAAAAGACAGGAACACCAGCAGGGAGACAGGAGUUAUGCCGGCCACCUCAUCAGUGAAAGUGGGCGGGGCUUAUGCCACAACCUCCCACCUGCUUCUGCCUUCCUCCAAUGGGCAAGCAGUUACCAGAGUGACAGUGACUCUGACACGGACCACCCUGAACCAGACCUUGUGCAGGAUGACCUAGCAAGUCGCAGAUUUCGCUCUGUAACUUCUAUGGCCCCCGUGAACUUUGCGAUCCCUUCAAAGCCCUCGGGCCCCAGGGUGGCCACUAUGGUGACCCCAAAUGCUAGGAAGUCAUGGCUCACCUUUUCAGAUGCCUCACGGCUAGCUGCAGUGCCACCACAGAGAUCAAACCAGAGUGUGUCCUCCAUUCCUUCUGAAAAUGGAUCCCCAGAAUGUGAAUCUGCUACUUUGGAGGAAGAGUUUCUUCAGCGAUCCCUGAACAAUGGCACGAGUGACUCCGAAGAGGACCGAGGUUAUGCCGAUCCAGUGCUGGACGAUCUUUACGCACGUCGAGUGCUCAUCUCCGAGCACCAGACCUCCAUCAAUGCUGAUUCAGACAGGUUCCUGCCCAAGUAUUGGACCCCUGAGGAGGCUCUACAUGUGCAAAAGAUCAAGCUAGGGUCCCAGCGCAGACCAUGGUAUAAGAAGAUGCAGGGCUUCAGAAGCAAAUCCAUGGGUGACAUCCCAUUGGAUCCCAUACCCCAGGAAUCUGACAACUGCUCCAGCUUUGACCGACUGGGGUCACGCCACGUUCACCAGAGGUCUGUUGGAGAGCUGACCCUUGAACCUUCAGCCAUACAGAGAGUUCAACAUGAGCAGUUACAGAACAUAAGGGCCAGAAUGAAGGAAAGUGAGGCCAAGUGGCACGAAGAUCUGAACAAGUGGAAGAGCCGGCGGCGGAGCACAAACUCUGACCUCCACAGAAAGCGCGAGGAGAGGGAGCAGAUUGAACUUAUGAGUGCGGGAGGGACCAGUGCCAUCAGGACUGCACAGCUUACCGGAGGGCGGGAGGAGAGCUCCAACAUGCCUGGACCCAUGAGUGAUGCAGGGUCCAGUGUCAGAAGCGCUAGUCUAACUGGAUGGUCAACCACCUCGGCUUCACCCCUCACGAACGGGACAUCAUCUUCUCUGACCAGAGGCACUGACAUAGAGACGCCCGACUCAGCCCAAACGUGCACCGGUGAAUUCUUUAACUCUCCAGCAGCUGUUGUCUCUGAACCCUACGAGCAGCGGGGUCCAGACUUCAGCCGCCGCGAUAGUUUCCUAGAGAGUUUUUAUGCAGGGGGAGCACGCAUAUCUGCCACUCUACCAAGGGGUUUCAGAAGGUCAGAAGGUUGCUCGCGCCUUUCCACAGGCAUCACACCACGUCUAUUUGGAGCCAAACCCUCCAAAGUGUCCACACUACCCAAAGUGUAUUCCAUUGACGACUCUCAUAAAAGCCUAAUCAGUGGACGCAGAGACUAUUCAGUCAUCCCCUCAUUUCUCAGUGGUCAAGGAAAGAUCACAUCCUCUGGCGAGACAGGUCACUCUCAUUCAAGCACUCUGGAAGACUGGAGAGAUGGAAGGUCAUCAGCGCCUCCCAUGAGCUCUUUCGUCACUAAAGUGAACACGACCGCUUCCAUGAUGCAAACAUCUCCUCCUGUUGACUCAAAAGUUAGAGAAAUUAAGGUGGGUCAAAGUGAAAUGCGAGUCUGUUUGAAUCAGAAGCCUAACAGCGGGAGAGACUUUGGAUUCAAGGCUCACUGGGACUCAACUGGUGCUUGUGUGAAAUCAGUUCAAUCAGGCAGCCCAGCGGAGUUGUGUGGUCUGCUCAUGGGGGAUGAGAUUGUGGCGUUGGGUGGAUGCAAGGUCGCCGAAAUGAAUUAUGAGCAGUUUAAGGGCAGCAUGGACUCGGCACAGCAAAAAGGCACUUUACUGAUGGACAUCCGGCGACAUGGCCAAAAUGACUGGGGCAGUGGCCACCCUUCCCUACCGUACAAGAGCCAUAAGACCAUCAAUUUGACCAGUGCCAAUUCAACACUUAUAGGGCGGCCCGAGAACUAUGUCUCGAUCAGCACAACCUCAAACUCUCCAGUGGAGACUGUGGUGAAGACACAGGUCAACGGACGGCCUGCUAAUAAAGCACUAACUAAAAUGGUGAAUGGACGUAUCCAGGACAAUCCAGUUACUCUAAGAAACAAAGGUGGCUCGGAGUCUGCCAUCUCUGAUCUGCAGGUUCCCUCCAUCAGUUCUACCUCCUCUCGCUGGUCCUGGGAUCAUGAGGAAGAGAGGCGGCGGCAGGAGAAAUGGCAGAUGGAACAAGAGCGCCUCCUGCAGGAAAAGUAUCGACGUGAUCAAGAGAAGUUAGAGGAGGAGUGGAGAAGAGCUCAGGAGGAGUUUUAUGGAGAGGAGCACAGUGGUCCUGAGGAGCAGAAAUGCUUUGCUGUGCUGUCCAAUGGAAAUACAACUGCUCAGAUUCCACCUCCCAUUGCCACCACUUCAGUGGCAUCCAAUCAGAUUGCAGAGAAGGUGGGAGCAGAAAAGAAUAGACAGACCGCUUUGCAAAUAGCACCAGGACACCAGUCGCUUAAGACAGAAGUGGAGUGUGAUUCAACCACAAAGAGUCAGUGCUCAGAGGAGUCCUAUGGGUUUGCCAAGCUUACAGUUUCCGACAGGACAAAGUCAAAAUCUACCCCUGCACUUGAAAGCCUUCACAAACAAGAUGCUAAAGCUGCCGGGAGCGGUAAAAAGAAGGGACAGCUGUCACAGGCAGAAAAGGAACGUCUGCAGAUCCUGGAGGAGAUGAGGAAGAAAACGCAGCUCCUCACAGACGGCAGUUGGAUCCGUCAGCGAAAUGCCAUCAACAAAGAGUCCAUCACUGCGGGAACGUCAAUCAAGAGUUAUGAAUCGCUGGAGAACCUCCACACGACCGGCUCCUGGUCCAGGCAGUCCUACACUUCGGGUCUCACAAACCGACCCCAUUCUGCUCUGGGAAGCACUGGCUCUUACAGGAGUGGACGCAGCAGCUUGGGACCUGGCUCAGCCAUCUUCUCUACUGGUCUUAAACAGGCAUUAUCAGCCUCCAACGUUCACUCUCCACCAAUCACAACUACUCAUGAGACAUCCGUCCCUGAGUCCCGUUCAAACUCUCAGCAGUGUGGCAGGGUGCUCAGUGGCAGGCGGAUGUGCUCGAGGUGCGAGCAGCCUCUGGGGAAGGGAGCCGCCAUGGUCAUCGAUUCCCUGGAGCUCUGCUUUCACAUUGGUUGCUUCAAGUGUGUCAGCUGCAGGACUGACCUUGGGAGAGGGAUUGAGUCCGGAGCUCAGGUCAGAGUCAGACACAGACAGCUCUUCUGUAACAACUGCUAUAGAGUCUGUCCCUCCUCCUCCAAGUGACCAGAAUGCCUUGCAACAGAUGGAAGAGGAGUGUACCACAGAAACGGCCUCGGGAAUCUGAACUAUCAAUAAAAUCUAAACACUGCAGCAGGCUUUAUCCACUGCUUACUUUUACGUCUUUGACAAUCAAUACAAAUGAGACUGAUAUUUCUGUGAUUGUUCUCAUAGCAUGACCACUAUAGUGAAGAGUUAGAACAUGUUACUGUGAUCACUGCUGAAACCCCUGAGGUCGUUUCUGUACUGGCAGACAUCCGUGGUGAGAUGUAAGAUGUUGUGCAUUCCAUGUGGUAACAAGUAAUAACAUGUCUAAUGACUCCCUAAGAAUGGUUUUAUAUUUAAUUUGUUGAUGCAAGUCCUUGAGAACUAAUGUUUAGCAUAUAUGUUAUUCUCAUGUCUUUAAUAUAAGCUUUCCUCUCAUAAUUAUUUAAUAAUUGUUCGAGCACACUUUAUUUGGUAAUUAAUCACUUUUUCCCCUUCUCAUUUGUAGAAAUCACAUAGUAGUGAUGGUGGAGGGAACGGGAUGUAAAUGUUAAGUCAUUGUUUAGUAUCAAUUAAUUAAGAGGAAUCUUAUGCUAAAGUUUUAAAGAAACUGCUUAAAAAUAGAUUGUAAUAUUGUGACAUUAAUUUAGGCUUACAGAUUUAGAAAUGUUCUCCAGUAGAUGGCACUCUGGGUGUAACUGGCAUAAAUCUGUUUUUUUUCCAUAGAGGUAAGUUCUGCCAAUCAGAUGGCUUGCUAAUAGAGGUUCUAUUGCAUAUAAUUUUAAGAUCAAAUUACCUGGGAUGGUUCUUUCCAAGCCCCUUUGCUGGACAUUUCUGUUGGAAAUUUAUGUGGGAUUUUAGUCUCUCUCCCUGUUUGUCAUAGCCUAGUUAAAACUGGCUAAACUAUUAAGUGUUGCCAUGGAAAUAAAGCUUAUUUUUAAAUACAAAA
Molecule: messenger RNA, 5380 nt
Organism: Pimephales promelas (fathead minnow)
Lineage: Eukaryota; Metazoa; Chordata; Actinopteri; Cypriniformes; Leuciscidae
Source: RefSeq, a predicted model, not a curated record